This is a messenger RNA of Pogoniulus pusillus (Red-fronted tinkerbird), 5055 nucleotides long. RefSeq names its product serine/threonine-protein phosphatase 2A regulatory subunit B'' subunit alpha-like. Gene Ontology annotation, biological process: protein dephosphorylation. The transcript is spliced from 15 exons. Lineage: Eukaryota; Metazoa; Chordata; Aves; Piciformes; Lybiidae. Bases 561 to 4310 code for a protein of 1249 amino acids. The record is from RefSeq and is a predicted model, not a curated record. Gene Ontology annotation, cellular component: protein phosphatase type 2A complex. Gene Ontology annotation, molecular function: calcium ion binding; protein phosphatase regulator activity.
CGCCCGCCCUCCCGCUCUCUCUCGCCGCGCCUCCGGGGCGGAGCCCCCCGCCGUGCGGAAGGGGCCGGCUGGGGCGGGCAGCAGAUCGCGCCCGGCGGCGGGAGCGGGGUUACCGGCAUGGGACAGAGUGACGCUCCAGCGGGACCCUACCUUACCAGUGUGAGAGGGGAAUUGCACAACCAUGCUGUGGAUUUUUUGUUUGUGCAUGCUGCUUGAUGAUCUAUCUUUUAUUGACUCACCCAAAAAUUGCUGUCUUUUCACUUCUGCCUGAGAGUUAUCUGGAUUAUCUAACACCUGCUGGAGAAUCUUCCUGGACCAUUACAAAUGGAGCAGCUUGUGCUGCAUCAGCAAAACUUUCUGCAUGGAGUACAAGAGUAAAGUGGUUUUAAGUCAAACCACACUAAUUGUUGUGGCUGUACUGCUCCAGACUUCACUAAGGCUUUCCAAGGCAGUAGUUUCUCAUGUAUUUGAAUGUUUUCAACUGACAUUUGAAUAAUUUUAUUAAUUCUGGUGUGGCUGUCAAAAGUAGGGAGGGGUGUGAACUUUUUCCUGUUAAGUUCAUGGUGAGUUUUGAAGCUUCACUUCCAAGUGUGAUCUGUGCUAUGGCAGCAGCCUACAGGCUUAUGGUUACUUCUGUGAACUGCUAUAGCAGUGUGGUGAUAGACCAGCACUUUCAGCACACUGUGCAUUACUGCACAGGGACUUGCCAAGUGUUUAAGCAAGGAGUUACAUGUAUAGUUGCCCACCACAACAUCUGUGCAGAGCUCGGUGUCCAAGAUGCCAACCUAGACCAUAAAAUCCCUGUUCCUGAAAAUGGUCUUGCAUUGCCUGGAAAUGAGGACUAUCCACAAAUUCUCCCAAGUAAUCCAAGAAUCAAAAAGGGCUCUACAGUGCAAGCCUCCAGCAGUUUAAAAGACAUUACUGGUGAGGCAAUAAACCUUGCUAGUGGUAAAAUAAAGGAAUUCUCCUUUGAAAAGCUCAAAAACUCUUCCAGUCAUGUGGCCUACAGAAAGGGAAGGAAAGUUCGUUCAGAAUCAUUCAGCAGGAGAUCAUUUGAUUUUGACUUGCUUUGUGGGCACUUCAGCAAUGAUGAGAACUGCCCUCCAUAUGGCUUUUUGCAGAGCCCUUCACCUGUGGAAAAAUGGCAGGAGAGCAAUGAUGCUCCAGAAGUCACCACAAAUCCCCUGAUUCCCUUCUCGCCUCAUUCCUUCUCUGAAGAAAACUUCAUUACCCAGAUUUUGGAAAAACACAAGCUAGAUGGUUCUUCUGGUGGGGACAUUAAAGUGUGUUUAGACAUCCUGCUGAAGUGCUCAGAGGAUCUGAAGAAGUGCACAGACAUAAUCAAGCACUGCAUCAAAAAGAAGUCUGCAGACAGCGUUAGUGGAGGGAGCAGCAGUGAUCCUCUGGCCAAUUCAGAUAUAUAUAUGAAUCUGAUGACAAGAUUUUCUUCCUACCUGAAGAAGCUACCCUUUGAGCUCAAGCCACCAGGAAACAAGGAAGGUAGAGACUUGGCAGAACUGGUUAACUGUUUUCAUGGCUUGCAGCAAGCUCCCUUUCUCUCAGCGUUUGGAGAUGAGCAACCGCCUAGGUAUGAAGAUAUUAUUCAGCUGCCGUCCUCAAGUGCAGCUCCCCUCAGCCUAGCAGGAGAUCGUUGUGAGGUGACAAGCACCUCUCAGUCCAUCCAAACCAGUCCUGUGAGCUUUACCUCCGACUCCCUCCACAGCAUCCCACAGGAGAACAGUGUGAGAGCUGUGAAAGAUGUUUCUGCCCUACCUCAGUUACCAGCCACAAGCCCUUCUGACUGCACAUCUUCCACUGAGUCUCUCUACAUUAAGGAGGAGUCUGAUGGGGAAAGAACAUUUGGAAAAGUAAAGACGGCAGAGCAGCAGAAAGGAGGCUGGGCGAGUCUAGAGCACAGCUGUCGAAUAGCUGCUGGUUCAGAUCUCACUGCCAGUGCUGAAGCACAACAUGCCAGAGUGGGAGGCACUGAGCUCUGUCAUGCUUCUGAGAAAAUGAGUUCUUCAAAAGCAGUUUCAGAUUCCAUACUGUGUGGUUCCCAAGCCAAUACCUCCAAAGGAGAACAGAUGUGUAGUAAGAUAGACAAGGAGGAGAUAGACAAACUGCUGCUGGACUUGGAGUGCUUCUCUCAGAAAAUGGAGAGUUCUUUGAGGGAACCCCCUCUAAAGGAGAAUGAACCUGCCCCUUUGCAGGUGUCUGGCUGGCAUGGUAGGCAGGUACUACCUCAGGCUCUUGAACCCAAAAGCAAACCCACUGACCCCACUUCCCCUUUGUCAAAAAUCAUGGAACUCAAUGGUCAUAAAAUGGAAGAGGAUGACAAAGCCCUUUUACUGCGCAUCCUGGAAAGCAUCGAGGACUUUGCCCAGGAACUGGUGGAAUUCCAGACAGGCAAGGGAAGCUUGUCCAAGGAGAGGGAAGUGAUGCAGAUCCUUCAGGAAACUCUAACAACUCCUUCACAGUCCCUACUUGCAGGGCAAAAAAGCCAUGCUGAGGCUGCUUCCAGAGACUCUGUUCCAGCUUCGAUUCAGCAGGCCCCAGAAGUGAUUAAGGUUCAAAGUAAACAAGAGAAGAAACCUGGAACUUCAUCCCCAGCCCCUUUGAACUCCACGGUUAGCCCAUGCCCUCUUCUGCCUGUGAAUAAAGCAGCCAGCAGUACGCCUUUGUCAAUAAACAUUCCACGUUUCUACUUCCCUAAAGGACUUCCGAAUGUCUGCACUAAUCAUGAAGAAAUCAUUGCCAGGAUUGAAGAAGCCUUUAGAGAAUUUGAAGAUGAGAAAGCAAACAUCUUUGAAAUGGGGAAAAUUGCUAAGAUCUGUGGCUGCCCACUCUACUGGAAAGCACCUAUGUUCAGUGCAUCAGGAGGAGAAAGGACAGAGUGUGUGUCCGUACACUCCUUUGUAUCUGUGUGGAGAAAAGUCCUACGUAACUGCCAUGAUGAUGCAUCCAAAUUCAUCUACCUUUUAGCAAAGCCUAGCUGUGACUACUUAGAGCAGGAGGACUUCAUCCCACUGCUUCAGGAUGUGGUGGAAACGCAUCCUGGCCUGACGUUCCUGAAGGACGCUCCGGAGUUCCACUCGCGGUAUAUUACGACGGUUAUACAGAGAAUAUUCUACACAGUCAAUCGGUCCUGGUCUGGGAAGAUCACUCUAACAGAGCUGAGGAAAAGCAACUUCUUGCAAACUCUUGCUCUCUUGGAAGAAGAGGAUGACAUAAAUCAGAUCACAGAUUAUUUCUCCUAUGAGCACUUCUAUGUUAUAUACUGUAAAUUCUGGGAGCUGGAUACUGACCAUGAUCUCUACAUCAGCCAGAAGGAUCUGGCUAGGUACAGUGAUCAAGCCUUAUCAAACAGAAUCAUUGAGCGAAUAUUCAGCGGCGCUGUGGUGAGAGGCAGUGAAAUUCAAAAGGAAGGCCGCAUGACUUACGCUGAUUUUGUGUGGCUCCUGAUUUCAGAGGAAGACAAAAGGAGCGCUACAAGCAUUGAGUACUGGUUUCGGUGCAUGGAUCUGGAUGGGGAUGGAGUGCUCUCCAUGUAUGAACUGGAGUACUUUUACGAGGAGCAGUGUGAGCGGAUGGAAGUGAUGGGUAUAGAACCACUGCCCUUUCAUGACUUGCUGUGUCAGAUGCUUGAUCUUGUGAAGCCAGAGAGAGAAGGAAGAGUAACCCUGCGAGAUCUGAAGAGGUGCAGGAUGGCUCAUGUGUUCUACAACACCUUCUUUAAUUUAGAGAAGUACCUGGACAAUGAGCAGAGGGAUCCCUUUGCAGUGCAAAAGGACAUUGAAAACGAUGGCCCUGAACCCUCUGACUGGGACAAAUAUGCUGCAGAAGAGUAUGAGAUUCUUGUGGCUGAAGAGUCUGGGAACGAGCAGUUACAAGAAGGCCUCAGCAGCACCAGUCGGUAUCAGCAAAGCCAGGCUGCUUCAGGUCCCCUUCUGCCGGCCUGCCACCGCGCGGCAGUGUUGCAAACACAGGGACAGCGAGGAGCAAUUCCAGCCAGCGCAGCGCAGGAACAGUUCUGCUGCUCCUCACCUAAGGACCUGAGAAAGCCGACUGCAGAAACUAACCAAGGUAUAGCUGUGAAACUGGCUGGAGGAUCAGCUGUGAGUUCUGAGGUUGAAGGUACUGGGGAAUGUGUCAAACACAAAGCCAAGGCUGUCUCGGAAGAUUUUUCUGUCUCUUCAUGGAGUGGUGAUCCAUCUUUGAGCAAAGCCAGAAGAUCUGCAGAACAGUCAACUGCCUGGAUAAUGUCUCGUGCCAGUGGAGUUUGCGUUAUGUAUUCACAGAGUUUCUUAUAGCAGUUCACUAAGAUGCUUAACUGCUUAUUCUCCUCAAACUGUUCGUAGUCCUUGCACCAGCUACAUGAUGGUUUCAUCAUCAUCUUCUUGCCUUUACAGGUUUUGCAGACAUAAUGUUGGCAAGUGGAGUUGGUAGGAGCUAUAGGGUCUUGUAGCAAAUUUCCUAGGGAAAAAAAAAAGAGAGGAAGAUUACAAUGGACUCGAGGCAGGCUUCCAUAGUAGUGUAGGAUGAAUUUUUCAUACUACAAAAAAAAGUGCCUGAAGUAAGUGACAAGAAAAUGUACUCUCCAAACAAUAGCUGGGGACACCUUCCCGCAGCUACCAUAUCUGGUUUUAAAACACUUUUAGCCAAAAUUAAAUAAGAACACCAUCACACCACAAAUUACUGUGCUGCCUUCAGAAACACUCAGCUGAAACACUACCAACCCCUUUGUCCCCUUCAGCAGUGUCUUCCAUUGCAACUUAAAAUAAACACACCAGACUUCUAUCAACACAACCAAAGCGCAACAAUCGAACCCUGUAAAGAGCUGCUGCAGAGAUCUGAAUGAAAUUAGCGAACACAAACGGCAAAGGAGCAGAGGCAAACUCAAAGGAACAUAAAAAUAAUCAAACAUCAACCCCAAAAGAAGACACAGCAGACUUUGUUUUUACUUUUCAUUCAGCUGGGACUAAGAAUAGAGCCUGGCUCUCUGACAGUCAAUGCCAUGAAUAAAAACUUGUGCUUUAACUUUGCAAGCAGCAAAAA